AUGGGGAACAACAAAUCAAAAUCCCACGCUUAUAUGCCUCUCAAUCCGAGCCCACCCAUCGAGGAAAGCACGUUUGUCGAGGAACAGCCAACAGUACAGUCUUCUGCAGUUUCACAGCCAGCAACUCCAGACGCACCAGGGGCCCAACUGAGCACGAUGGAUGCCUCUGGAAACCCGCCGAGAUAUGAGGAGACGACUAAGGCUCCCCACAAGACGAACAAGGCGAAGGAUGUGGAAAAUUUUGUCAAAUCACUUGAAACCGCUCAACAUACAAAGGAUCUGCUAGAACCACUUCUUUCGAGCGCACUCAGCCUUGACGAGAAAUGGAAAAUCAUGGAUACGGGAAUGAGAUAUCCUUCCAUUCCCAGGGAUUUAAGUUUCCAGGCAAUCUGCCAUGGUCCAGGCUUACUCCACUUCAUAGGACAUACUGGGAAUCUCGUCGAAGGCGUUGGGCUCUCGAGGACGGUAUACAUAGCGUAUCGGCGGCUCGUGGAUUUGCGAGACAAAGAAAACACCCGGACUGGUAUCUGUCUGAAGAGUUACGAGAAUAUUGUGCAGGGCGAGGAGGCUGUUGUGGACGGAGUUGCGGAUGCUGUGAAAAACCACGACUGGUCCACGGAUUCAACCCUGAUCAGAUUUGGAUCCCUAAUCAGAUUCAUGGCAAGGGUCACUGUACCUCAGCGUGCCAUUGCUGUCUAA
Penicillium arizonense is the source of this 699-nucleotide messenger RNA. RefSeq lists its product as uncharacterized. The coding region runs from base 1 to 699 and encodes 232 amino acids. Lineage: Eukaryota; Fungi; Ascomycota; Eurotiomycetes; Eurotiales; Aspergillaceae. The transcript has 2 exons. The record is from RefSeq and is a predicted model, not a curated record.